Molecule: messenger RNA, 2075 nt
Organism: Herpailurus yagouaroundi (jaguarundi)
Lineage: Eukaryota; Metazoa; Chordata; Mammalia; Carnivora; Felidae
Gene: BAAT
Product: bile acid-CoA:amino acid N-acyltransferase
Exons: 4
Coding region: 354-1613 (419 amino acids)
Biological process (GO): acyl-CoA metabolic process; fatty acid metabolic process
Cellular component (GO): peroxisome
Molecular function (GO): fatty acyl-CoA hydrolase activity
Source: RefSeq, a predicted model, not a curated record
GAGACCAGAGCCAGGGAUUGAGAGGAGGAGUCAGGGAGAGGCUUAGAAACCAGAGCUGUGUGAUGAAACACAAGAACCAGUGGGACUGAAAGGUGCAGCAGCUCCACUAAGCCUCUGUCCUGACCCCUCGGCAACACCGGCUGGUAGUCCCCUCACAGGGGACCUAUAGAAGGAAGGAGCAGCUGAUAGUUUUGUGACACAACUUCACCUUGGAAGCGUGGGCUGGGGUGUUCGAAGGAGAACACGUCAGCAAAAGCAGAAGGGCUUCCGUUGGCUCAGCAAACCAUCCUGCUCCAGGCCGCUUCCUGCAGAGGAAUUCAGGGGCACACUACAGGUCCCUCUGCCAGUUGCCAAUGUUCCAGCUGACCGCCACCCCGGCAAGUGCCCUUGCAGAUGAGCCAGUGCAUAUCCGAGUGACAGGCCUGUCCCCGUUGCAGAUAGUGACCCUCACGGCAUCCCUGAAGGAUGAGAAAGGGUACGUGUACCACUCUAAAGCCUUCUACAAGGCGAACGAGGUUGGCGAACUGGACCUAAUGGAGGCUCCUUCAAUUGGAGGCGACUAUGUGGGGGUCCACCCGAUGGGUCUCUUCUGGUCUCUGAAGCCCGAGAAGGUUUUCCGGAGGCUGAUUAAGCAGGAUGUGAUGAACAGCCCCUUUUAUGUCACUCUGAACCUAUAUGACUCAGUUUAUUUGCAAGUUUCCACCACAGAUCAGCCUAGGGCCAGCCAGACAGUACAGCGCUGGUUCUCAGGCCCUGGCAUACAGCGGGUGCAGAUCCGAGAAGGUCGUGUGCGAGGAGCCCUUUUUCUCCCUCCAGGAGAAGGUCCUUUCCCAGGAAUCGUGGAUUUGUUUGGGGGCAGAGGGGGUCUGGUUGAAUUUCGGGCCAGUCUUUUGGCUACCCAUGGCUUUGCGGUGUUGGCAUUAGCAUAUUUUCUCUAUGAAGAUCUGCCUAAAACACUGGAGGAGAUCGACCUGGAAUAUUUUGAGGAAGCUGCUAACUGGCUAUUAGUUCAUCCCAAGAUCCAAAAGCCAGGAAUCGGAGUGAUCUCCGUGAGCAAAGGUGUAGAGAUCGCGCUGGCCAUGGCCUGCUUCAUGAAGCAGGUGGUAGCCACCAUCUGCAUCAAUGGGCCCAACGCCAUCUAUGAAUUUCCGCUCAGGUACAAAGAUCUGGUUAUAACACCCAUCCCCUCGUUUAUGGAGCGCGUGCAGAUUGACGUUUUAGGAGCUAUGCGCUUCCGCCACUACAAGGGGGACGCCCGGGAUGAACUGAAUCGGAAGAGCGUGCUUCCCAUCGAAAAGGCCCAGGGUGCGAUUCUUUUCAUUGUAGGAGACGGUGAUGAAUGCUUGAAUAGCAGGGAGUAUGCUGAGCAGGCCUUGGACCAGCUGAGGAGCCAUGGGAGAAACAAUGGAAGGAUGCUGGUAUACCCGGGGGCGGGCCACCUCAUAGAACCGCCCUACACACCCCUGUGUUAUGCUUCCCCACACAGGUUCGGUUCCGGGAUCCUGCUCUGGGGAGGGGACCCUGUUGCCCAUGCGGCAGCCCAGGAGCACUCCUGGGGAGAGAUCCAGAAAUUCUUCAGGGAACACCUUACUCAAACCAGAAGCAAACUCUGAGCAAGGAAGGGCUAAGGGUGGUGAUGUACUGGGGAGACAGACAAUGAAAGUAAGGCAGGAAUAUGACGGAAAGAGGGGGCUUUCCUGAUUUCUCUAGAUUCACAGUUAUUUUGGACCAACUGGAAGGAAAUUGGACAAAAUCAAAGGACAAGGGCACAGGUGCAUAUGAACUAUUUCGAACGAAUUUGUAUGUGAUUUGAAUUUUUGUAAAUCGAAUCUUAGUUUAUAUGUACCAGCAGGGUACAUCGCUGUCUCAAAAUUGUGAUACCCUUGCAAAUUGAAUAACCUUUGUACCCCAGUUAGGGAUACCUUGGAUCCAGGUAUUUGCCAAUCUAGGUGAAUUCCCUGGGACUUGGCAAGUGGUGGAAAACAUUUUCUGUUUAAAACUGGGUUUCUCGGGGUGCCUGGGUGGCUCAGUCGGUCGGGUGUCCGACUUCGGCGCAGGUCAUAAUCUCGGAGUCU